GGAUUUUUGACAUUUUUGUUUUAGUUAUCAACAUUGUUAUUCACCACAAAAAUAUCGAAGUCAACAUUUUUUACCAUCAAAGGCCAUCGUAUCUCGAACUCCGACAAGGGCUCUAGAGUGAAGUUCCACGUCGUCGUGUAUUGUCAUCACGUCUCAACUUCCUAGAUUCGAGAGAGAGAGAGAGAGAGAUGAGAGAGGGCUUUCGUUUCUACAAUGGCGAAGUAGUGCUAGGGUUUAUUUUGGGUUUACUAUACCUAUGCGAUUACUCAAUCGUACCAAUCAGAGCAUCGAUUCAUGAGUAUCGCAACGAGUUCUUCACUCCUCAGUUGAACGCUUUCCUCUUUCAUGGAGGCAGUGAAGGUCUCUUCGCUUCAAAACAUCUCGAAGAUCAUGACAAUAGUUCUUCUAUUACCUCUCCAGGAAAUAAACCCCUCGAGGGGAAAUCUUUCAUCAGGUUUGAAGAUGUUACCUUCAAAAGAACAGAAGAAUCAGCCAAAAUUCAAAACGCAAUGCAGAGUAGAACCGGAUUAAUUGAAGCCAUAAUAUUCGAAGUAAAAGACACCGAAAGAAUCGGUGGAAAUUUUCUAAAAACUAAUUCAAACAUCUUAUGUUGCACUCCAAAGCUCGCAUCAGAAGAAUCCUGCACUGUAGGAGAAGUCAUCAUCCAAAAAGACGAAAAUACCCCCGAAUGGCCAAAACGAAUCCAAACCUUCUUUGAAGGAAACAAACAAGAAGCCAAAAUGAAACCUCAAUCAGUUGACAUAAACAAAACCGGAAUGUACUAUCUUUACUUCAUGUACUGUGAUCCAGAACUCAAGGGCACAGUAAUUUCAGGAAGAACAGUCUGGAGGAAUCCAGAAGGGUAUUUACCUGGAAAAAUGGUAAAAUUAAUGACUUUUUACGGGUUCAUGUCUUUGGGUUACCUUGUUCUUGGGCUUGGUUGGUUUUUAAGAUUUGUUCAAUUUUGGAAAGAUAUAAUGCAAUUACAUUAUCAUAUUUCUGCUGUGAUUGCUCUUGGGAUGUGUGAAAUGGCACUUUGGUAUUUUGACUAUUCUAACCUUGGGUCAACUGGGAGUAGGCCUUUUGGGAUAACAGUAUGGGCUGUGACUAUUAGUGCAGUGAAAAAGACUCUUUCAAGGUUGUUGCUUUUGGUGGUGGCUAUGGGGUAUGGGGUGGUGAGGCCCACCCUAGGUGGGGUCACUUCUAAAGUGAUGAUUCUUGGUGUGGUGUAUUUUGUGGCUAUAGAAGCACUCGAGCUUGUUGAAAAUUUGGGAAAUAUUAAUGAUUUUUCUGGGAAAAGUAAAUUGUAUUUGGUGUUGCCUGUUGCAUUCUUGGAUGCUUGGUUUAUUUUGUGGAUAUUUUCCUCUUUGUCCAAGACAUUGGAGAAGCUUCAGAUGCGGAGAAGCAUUGCUAAACUGGAGGUGUAUCGAAAGUUCACAAACGCCCUUGCACUUUUUGUCCUUCUCUCUAUUGCUUGGAUUGGCUAUGAGUUGUACUUUAAUGCAACUGAUCCAAUAAGUGAGCUAUGGCGUAUCUAUUGGAUCAUUCCCGCUUUUUGGUCACUACUCGCCUUUUCACUGUUGGUGGUCAUAUGUAUCCUGUGGGCCCCUUCUCGCAAUCCCACCAGAUAUGCGUAUGCAGGGGACACGGGGGAAGAGUAUGAUGAGGAGGCGAUAUCGCUUACAAGUGGAGUGAAAGUGGAUGGGGGAGAAGUUGGAAUGAUGAUGGAGAGGAAGGAGAAGAAAGGGUACACUAACAAUGGUGUGGAAGGAGAUGGUGGUGAGAUGAAAGGAGACGGUGCGUCUCUUGACUCUUCUCACAAUUUCGAUCGUCUCAUUUUGUCUCUUCCAUCUCGCUCUUACCUCUGUCGCUGCUACUCUAGCUCAGGUGAAUUCAUAUAA
Messenger RNA from Lactuca virosa, 1901 nucleotides. The record is from the annotation of a GenBank genome assembly. NCBI's taxonomy places the organism in Eukaryota, Viridiplantae, Streptophyta, Magnoliopsida, Asterales, Asteraceae.